UCGGCAUUUUCAGAGCCAAACACAACCAGAAAAGCUUCUCCGUUUUGAGUAUGUGAGUGUGUUGGUGUGCUAUAUAUAUCUAUAUGCAGCAGAGAGGUAGAUCUUACAACCGAAGAUCCAGGAGCUUCUCUAGAUCUCGCAUUGCCAUUGAAGGUUCUUAGAGAAUCGUCGUCGUUUUUAACAUUUUUCUUUCUUUGUCUCGCUUUCUUUAUCCUCUGCAAAUUCCAAUGGCGGCUCCUAUUGCUAAAGGAGGAGAAGAGCGUGAGAUACAGAAGAAUUAUUGGAUGGAGCAUUCGGUGGAUUUGACGGUGGAGGCUAUGAUGCUCGAUUCCAAAGCCUCUGAUCUUGAUAAAGAAGAGCGGCCUGAGGUACUGUCUCUGCUCCCACCUUAUGAAGGUAAAUCAGUUAUGGAAUUGGGAGCAGGAAUUGGUCGUUUUACUGGUGAAUUAGCCCAGAAAGCUGGUCAGCUUCUUGCUUUGGACUUCAUUGACAGUGUCAUCAAGAAGAAUGAGAGCAUUAAUGGGCAUUACAAGAAUGUCAAGUUUAUGUGUGCUGAUGUCACAUCACCUGACCUUAAUAUAUCUGAUGAAUCCGUCGAUCUGAUAUUCUCAAAUUGGCUUCUCAUGUAUCUAUCAGAUAAAGAAGUGGAGAAUCUGGCAGCAAGGAUGCUAAAAUGGUUGAAGGUUGGUGGGUUCAUUUUUUUCAGAGAAUCUUGCUUCCACCAGUCUGGAGAUUCAAAGAGAAAAUACAAUCCAACCCAUUACCGGGAGCCUAGAUUUUAUACCAAGGUUUUUAAGGAAUGCUGUUCACGUGAUGAAUCUGGAAAUUCUUUUGAGCUCUCUCUUGUUGGCUGCAAAUGUAUUGGAGCUUAUGUGCGAAACAAAAAGAACCAAAAUCAGAUUUGCUGGACAUGGCAAAAAGUCAGAUCACAGGACGACAAAGGGUUCCAGCAGUUUUUAGAUAAUGUUCAGUAUAAGUGUAAUGGCAUAUUACGUUAUGAACGUGUGUUUGGAUCCGGCUUUGUUAGCACAGGAGGGAUUGAGACAACUAAGGAAUUUGUAGCAACGUUGGAACUUAAGCCUGGCCAGAAAGUUCUAGAUGUCGGCUGUGGUAUUGGAGGAGGUGACUUCUAUAUGGCUGAGAACUUUGAUGUUGAGGUUGUCGGCAUUGACCUAUCCAUAAAUAUGAUUUCAAUUGCUAUUGAACGUGCCAUUGGACUUAAGUGCUCUGUUGAAUUUGAAGUUGCUGAUUGCACUGCAAAAACAUAUCCUGAGAACACAUUUGAUGUAAUAUAUAGCAGGGACACUAUAUUACACAUUCAAGACAAACCAGCACUAUUCAGAUCCUUCUAUAAGUGGUUGAAGCCAGGAGGCAAGGUUCUCAUCAGUGACUACUGUAAGAGUGCUGGAACUCCAUCAUCAGAAUUUGCGGAGUAUAUUAAGCAGAGAGGAUAUGAUCUCCAUGAUGUAAAAGCAUAUGGUCAGAUGCUUAGAGAUGCUGGCUUUAAUGAAGUCAUUGCAGAAGAUCGUACAGAUCAGUUUAUACAAGUUUUGCAACGGGAACUGAAAGCGGUCGAGAAAAACAAGGAGGACUUCAUUUCUGACUUCUCUGAAGGAGACUAUAAUGACAUAGUUGGUGGAUGGAAGGCUAAGUUAAUCAGGACCACAUGCGGUGAGCAACGCUGGGGUCUCUUCAUUGCCAGGAAAAACUGAAGAUUGAUUAUGUCCCAUGCUUUAAGUUAAAUCUGUAUUAUCUAUUAUGUAUUUGGAAACGUCAGACAUGGGAGGUUUCUUGUUGCUAGCUGAUGUUGUGUUGUCCUAAUAGAUAGUCCUAUCUAUGUAUGCAUUUACUUCUUGA
Ziziphus jujuba (common jujube) is the source of this 1857-nucleotide messenger RNA. Its product is annotated as phosphoethanolamine N-methyltransferase 2. Bases 228 to 1712 code for a protein of 494 amino acids. The record is from RefSeq and is a predicted model, not a curated record. Gene Ontology annotation, molecular function: phosphoethanolamine N-methyltransferase activity. Lineage: Eukaryota; Viridiplantae; Streptophyta; Magnoliopsida; Rosales; Rhamnaceae. Gene Ontology annotation, biological process: phosphatidylcholine biosynthetic process. The transcript is spliced from 12 exons.